This is a messenger RNA of Camelina sativa (false flax), 474 nucleotides long. The record is from RefSeq and is a predicted model, not a curated record. NCBI's taxonomy places the organism in Eukaryota, Viridiplantae, Streptophyta, Magnoliopsida, Brassicales, Brassicaceae.
UAUGCCUGGGCAUUGGAUGAGAGUGCUGAAGAGAGGGAGCGAGGAAUAACUAUGACUGUGGCUGUUGCUUAUUUUAAUUCCAAAAGACAUCAUGUUGUUUUGCUCGACUCUCCUGGACACAAAGAUUUUGUUCCAAACAUGAUAGCAGGAGCAACACAAGCAGAUGCCGCGAUUCUUGUCAUAGAUGCAUCUGUCGGUGCUUUUGAAGCUGGUUUUGAUAAUCUGAAAGGCCAGACAAGGGAGCAUGCACGUGUUCUGAGAGGUUUUGGCGUGGAGCAAGUCAUAGUUGCAGUCAACAAAAUGGAUAUUGUUGGGUAUUCAAAGGAAAGAUUUGAUUUGAUUAAGCAGCAUGUUGGAUCCUUUUUGCAAACCUGUCGUUUUAAGGAUUCGUCUCUGACAUGGAUUCCUUUAAGUGCCAUGGAAAAUCAAAAUUUGGUGGCAGCUCCCUCUGACAACCGCUUAUCCUCAUGGUAA